AUGCAGUUCUCCAGCCUUGCCGCCAUCGCCGUCCUCGGCCUGGCCUCCUUCACCACCGCCCACCCCCACAAGCGCUCCGUCGACCUCGUCGAGGCCCUCAAGAUUCUCGCUCCCAAGUCGGUCAGCUGCGGCGGUGCUAAGAAGCCCGACGAGUGCCGCACCGCCGAGCAGGCCGCGCCCUUCCUCGAGGCCGGCUUCAAGAAGUACGGCCUCGUCAGCGACAACGCCAAGGCCGCCGCCCUCGGCCUCGUCUCCCUCGAGUCGGGCGACUUCCAGUACAAGCGCAACGCCUUCCCCGGCCGCCCCGGCCAGGGCACCGUCAACAUGCAGAUGCCCAACUUUAACCUCGAGUACGCCCGCUCCAUCCCGGAGAUCGCACCCCUCGUCGCCAACAUCACCACCACUGAGGGCCUGUCCGACGCCGAGAAGAACCGCAUGCUGAGCCUGCUCGUCGAGAACGACGAGUACAACUUUGGCAGCGUCUCGUGGUUCGUCAAGUGGAAGUGCCCCGAGGUCCGCUGCACCCUCGCCAAGGACAUCAACCAGGGCUACCGCGACUACAUGGCCUGCGUCGAGGUUGACCCGGACAACGAGGAGCGCAUGGCCUCGUUCAAGCUUGCCAAGCAGGCCUUUGGCAUCACCGUAUAA
Molecule: messenger RNA, 648 nt
Organism: Clonostachys rhizophaga
Lineage: Eukaryota; Fungi; Ascomycota; Sordariomycetes; Hypocreales; Bionectriaceae
Source: the annotation of a GenBank genome assembly